This is a messenger RNA of Thelazia callipaeda (thelaziosis nematode), 3795 nucleotides long. The record is from the annotation of a GenBank genome assembly. NCBI's taxonomy places the organism in Eukaryota, Metazoa, Nematoda, Chromadorea, Rhabditida, Thelaziidae.
AUGUCGACGGGUGUUUUGCCAUUUGUAAAAGGAAUUGACUUUUCUUAUAAUGAUUUUUCGGGUGAUCGCUUUCCAGCACAAGUCGAACAUAUGACACAAAUGACAUGGCUCAAAUUGAAUCACACUUGUUUAGAGCGGGUACCAGAUGAGCUUUCUCGAUUAACUAAUCUUGAGCAUCUGCAAAUGAUAUCAAAUACAUUAACAAGCGUGCAUGGCGAGCUUUCUGAUUUACCACGCUUACGCUCUGUUAUUGUCCGGCAAAAUCAAAUUAAAACCUCAGGCAUUCCUACUGAUAUAUUUCGGAUGAAAGACUUGACAAUUAUUGACUUCAGUCACAAUAUCCUUCGUGAAGUACCUCCGAAUUUGGAGUACGCAAAGUGUGCAAUAGUUCUUAACUUAAGUCACAAUAAUAUCGAAAAUAUACCGAAUACAAUCUUUUCAAACCUUAUUGAUCUUUUGUAUUUGGAUCUCAGCAAUAAUAAGUUAGAAAUGUUACCACCUCAAAUACGAAGACUGACGACAUUACAAGUUAUUAGAUUAUCAAAUAAUCCGUUGCAUCAUUUUCAGUUGAAACAGCUUCCAAGUAUGAAAGCUUUACGAGUUCUUCAUAUGAGCAAUACUUCACGCUCUCUCGAUAAUAUUCCCCUUAUGUUGGAUGAUUUGGAUAACCUGCAAGAUGUUGACUUCUCCUACAAUAAUUUACCAGAAGUUCCGGAUUGUUUAUACAAAUUGAAAAAUCUUAGAAAGCUCGAUAUUAGUCAUAACCAAAUUGUAAAAAUUGAAUCUAAAGAUACUCCGUGGGAAAAAAUAGAAACAUUAAAUAUUUCCUCAAAUCAGUUGAGGGCAUUGCCCGAAUUUAUUGUACGGAUGGUCAAGUUGCAGAGAUUGUAUGCUAGCGAUAAUUUACUCACCUUUGAAGGUAUACCAAGCGGUAUCGGGAAAUUAGUUCAGUUACAAGUAUUGUAUUUAUCAUACAAUCAACUAGAGCUGAUCCCGGAGGGCGUUAGCCGAUGCGUGCGUUUACGUCGCUUGAAACUAGAUCAUAAUAAGCUUAUUACUUUGCCUGAUUCAAUUCAUUUAUUGCCUGACUUGAAACAGCUUGAUUUACGGAACAAUGAAGAACUUAUUAUGCCACCUAAACCGAACGAAGGAAAGCGAUCAUUGUGUUUUUAUAAUAUUGAUUUUUCCCUCGCAAAUCAGAUGAAGCUUGCUGGACAAAGUCCAUCAUCAUCAGUGAGUUCACUUCCCAGUUCAGCGACUCAAAAAGAUCCAGUUGCAAGGAAAAAAGAAUUUUUACGGAGACGUCGAAUGCAAGCUGAUAGUCAAGAUGCUACUAAAGUUAUUGAGGGAAUGUCACAUAUUGCUGGUGCAGCACGAGAUCAGCUAGAGCAUGAAUCUCCAGUAGAUUAUAUUAAAGUUCCUUCUUGGAAGGAUAAAAUGGAACAGCAAAAACCAAAUAUUGAUUAUAGUGACGUUUUUGAUGAAGAUGUUGGACAGAAUGAAGGAAUGUGGGUUUGGGAAAUUGAGAAUUUUUAUCCUAGCUUACUGGAUCAAUCAAUGCAUGGACAUUUUUAUGAUGCUGAUUGUUACCUCAUACUUAAUACAUCCAAAGAGGAAUCUGGAGCUUUGAAACAUGCUAUUUUUUAUUGGAUAGGAGAAAAUUCAUCAUUAGACAAGGGAAUGUGUGCAGCCGUUCAUGCCGUUAACUUACGAAAUUAUUUAGGGGCUACGUGCAGGACGGAACGUGAAGAAAUGAAUGAUGAAUCAGAUGAUUUUUUGGAAUUAUUUGGUGAAGAAAUUACAUAUAUUGAAGGAGCUCGGACAGCCUCUGGUUUUUACACUGUUGAGAAAGCUGCGCACGUUACUCGUCUUUAUCGUGCUUAUGUGAAUGGAAAUGCGGUUGAGAUGGAGCCAGUACCAGUAUGUCCGGACAGCUUAGAUCCACGAUAUGUUUUCCUACUCGAUGCGGGCAAAACAAUUUGGAUUUGGAGUGGGCGAAAAGCAAGAAUAACCGUAUCGAACAAAACUCGUUUGUUUGCUGUAAAAAUGAACAAAAAGGAUAGAAAAGGGAAAUCUGAAAUCGAAUCCUGCACAGAACUGCGUACACCAGAAGGAUUUUGGAUGGCUUUAUAUGGUCAGCCGCAUAAGCCACAGGAUCCAAUAGUAGAACAUGUUGAUGAUGAAUUUAUCCCGGAAAGGAAGCGUUUAUAUCAGGUUCAAAUUGGUAUGGGUUUUUUAGAACUGCCUCAAAUAGAACUCGAACAUAAUGUUUUGAAGCAGGAUAUGCUCGACACGAAAUGCGCUUAUAUUUUGGACUGCACGUCAGAUAUAUUCCUGUGGUUAGGGAAAAAAGCUAGUCGAUUGGUGAAGAUGGCAGGACAAAAAAUGGUGGUGGAAUUGCAUACAAUGUUGCAAAGACCGAAUUACACAGUAAUAUCUCGUGAAACAGAAGGAGAAGAAUCAACCAUAUUUAGAUCGAAAUUUCAAGGUUGGGAUGACAUUGUACCUUUUGACUUUACGCGCACUGCAGAAAAUGUUCAGAGAAGAGGAGCUGAUUUAAAGGUAAUUAUGGAACGUGACAAAGUCAAAACUGAUUUGGCUCCUUUGUUCUUGCCGCGGCAGCCAUCAAUGACCGAAGAGGAAGCAAAUCAGAUGAUGGAAGAAUGUAAUGAGGAUCUUGAACUUUUGGAACCAUUUGUUUUACAGGAAGGAAAAAAGUUUGUUCGUUUACCCCAAGAAGAACUCGGUACUUUCUACACGAUGGAUUGCUAUGUAUUUCUUUGCCGUUAUGAAGUUAUACCGGAAGAAGAAACUGAUUUAGAUGAGGAAGUGGGAUCUGAUGAUUCAACUGAUGGUAAUGGUGCCGUUCAGGUACCAGAAGAAAUUCAAGAAGAUUUCAAAUGUGUGGUAUACUUUUGGCAAGGUCGCCAUGCAAAUAAUAUGGGAUGGCUUCACUUCACAUUUAGUUUACAAAAAAAAUUUGAAGGUCUUUUUAAAGACAAAUUGGAAGUUGUGCGUAUGUAUCAACAGCAAGAAAAUCAUAAAUUCCUUUCUCAUUUCCAUAAAAAGUUUGUCAUUCGGCGUGGUCGAAGGGGUUUAAUGAUGAGUCUUGGAGGGCAUUGGCCAGAGUUAUUUUUAAUGCGAGCAAACGGUUCAGCUGUGUGUACACGAACUGUUCAAGUCGAUUGUGUAGCUAAUCAACUCAAUUCUGCUUUUUGUUAUAUUCUUCGUGCUCCAUUCAAAGCGCCUGAUAGUGAUAAUACAAAUGGUAAAGUAUUCGUAUGGUGUGGCUGUAAGAGUGAUCCAAAUCAGCAUGACCUCUGUUUGCAGGUUGCAAAUGAGUUGAUUAAUCGAAACAGCGAGUUUCCAGUCCAAGUAGUGAAGGAAGGUGAGGAGCCGGAAAAAUUUUGGGAAUGUCUCGGAGGCCGUAAAAAAUAUGACACUAAUGGAGACUUUUUAAAUUUCACUAGGCUCUUCCGUUGUACAAACGAGAAAGGAUAUUUUGCUGUAUCGGAAAAGACCGUUGAUUUUUGCCAGGAUGAUCUGGACGAUGACGAUAUCAUGAUUUUGGAUAAUGGAGAUAUGGUGUUUCUCUGGAUGGGACAUCAUGCUAGCGAUGUGGAAUUAAAAUUAGCUUACAAAGCUGCUCAGGUCUAUGUUGCUCAUAUGAAAAUGAAGCAGCCUGAAAGACCACGAAAAUUAGUACUAAGUUUAAAAGGACACGAGUCUCGAAGAUUCACGAAAUGUUUCCAUGCGUGGGGCAAGCAUAAAGUUCCUGCUGGAGAUGAAAUAUAG